AUGGUGUUUGCGAGAACUUGCGGAAACUGGAGAUCACCGGCGUGUCCUGUCGGGACGUCUAUGCAAAGCUGCUGCACCGCUACAGACACGUCCUGGGUCUGUGGCAGCCAGACAUCGGGCCAUACGGGGGCCUGCUGAAUGUGGUGGUGGACGGCUUGUUCAUCAUUGGGUGGAUGUACCUGCCCCCCCACGACCCUCACGUGGAUGACCCGAUGAGAUUCAAGCCACUGUUCAGGAUCCACCUAAUGGAGAGGAAGUCUGCCACAGUGGAGUGCAUGUAUGGCCACAAAGGGCCCCACAACGGCCACAUUCAGAUUGUGAAGAAGGAUGAGUUCUCCACCAAGUGCAACCAGACGGACCACCACAGGAUGUCUGGCGGGAGGCAGGAGGAGUUCCGCACAUGGCUGAGGGAGGAGUGGGGGCGCACGCUGGAGGACAUCUUCCACGAACACAUGCAGGAGCUCAUCCUCAUGAAGUUCAUCUACACCAGCCAGUACGACAACUGCCUGACCUACCGCCGCAUCUACCUGCCACCCCACCACCCCGACGACCUCAUCAAGCCAGGCCUCUUCAAGGGUACCUAUGGCAGCCACGGCCUGGAGAUCGUUAUGCUCAGCUUCCACGGCCAGCGGGCCAGGGGCACCAAGAUCACGGGUGACCCCAACAUCCCCGCCGGGCAGCAGACGGUGGAGGUCGACCUGCGGCACCGCAUCCAGCUGCCCGACGUUGAGAACCUGCGCAACCUCAACGAGCUCUCGCGAAUCGUCCUGGAGGCCCGCGAGCGCCUGCGCCAGGAGAAGCAGGACGGCGGGCAGGAAGCGGGUGAGGACCACAGCCGGCCAGGGCCUGUCCAGCCCGGCAGGGGGCCAGAAGAGGUGCCUGCCGUGGACUGCCCGGAGCCUGGGGGCGGAGCCGCCGCAGCUGAGCAGUCUGCCCAGGGCGGGGAGGGGCAGCCAUUUGUGUUGCCUGUUGGAGUGAGCUCCAGGAAUGAGGACUAUCCGCGCACCUGCAGGAUGUGUUUCUAUGGCACAGGCCUCAUUGCUGGCCAUGGCUUCACCAGCCCUGAGCGUACCCCCGGGGUCUUCAUCCUCUUCGAUGAGGACCGCUUCGGGUUUAUCUGGCUGGAGCUGAAGUCCUUCAGCCUGUACAGCCGGGUCCAGGCCACCUUCCGGAACGCGGAUGCGCCAUCCCCACAGGCCUUUGAUGAGAUGCUCAAGAACAUCCAGUCCCUCACCUCCUGACCACCGCGCCUCGCUGCCCGUCCUGGCGGCUCUGCCCUGCGAUCUGUGAAUAGAAGCAGCAUGCACUUUCGAAGUACAGCCUUUGUACCAGAACGCACACCUUGUCAGGGCUCCUGCCCAGCUACCCCAGCACUUUACACAGGAGCGUGACAUACUUGCAUAUGUGUACUGCGACAGAAGAAGCAGAGCAUGUCUUACCAAAACAAUAAUCAUAAAGAAGGAAAGAACCAGAAUAAAACUGAAGUCGGGGGCGGCUGCAGGGGCAUGGAGGAAUUGAAGUGGCUCAUCGCACGCGUCCUUGUCUGGCUGGCGGUUUUCUAGUCGGCAAGACCCUGCCCCAGUAACCUUCCCUGUGAGCAGGCAGAGCAGGUUGUGUGAAUGGAUCUGCUCCUGUCCCCGGGGUGUAGCUGAGCAGAUGUGGCCUCUGUGGGGGUGGUCAGAGGAGGCCACUGACUAGCGUUGGCAGGGGUGACGACGGGAACAGUGAGGAGAUGGAGCCCAGAAGGUGGUGGGAUAUCAGUGUGGGGCCAGGACCCUGGAUUGAAUCCCCGUUUCUCUACUGACUCACCUGAAUUUUGGAUAAAAGCAUUUCACCACUGACCUCAGUUUCCCAAUCACUGAAAUGGGGUUAGCGAUACAGGUCACUAGGAAAUGUCACUGCAUAUCUCUGGCAGCCUGUCACCUUUCCCAGUCACUCUCCAGCUGGGGACCCAAUGCCACCAUUCCAGCCACCUGAUGCUCCCAGCGCCAGGUUCAGGCAGGGCACUGUUUAUUUCACACCUUCCCCCCGCACAUGCCUGGCGUCAGACCCUCAACUGCCAGUCACUUGUUCCAGGACACGAGUCUCCUGGCCGCAUAUCUGAAGCAGUCUCUGGGUUUAUCUCCUGUGGGUGGCUCACACAGGUGCCGUUCUAGGAAAUGUGAAAGUGCCAGGGGCAGAGAAGCCACACCUGCACCUGUGCACCAUGAACCUCUGGGCAGCCUCCUGCAUGGAGACCCGAGUGCCGACGCCCCCACCUGCAUAUGCCCUGCGCUGUGUUCAUAUGCACACUGGAGACCCCAUCAUCUAAGCCAAGGUCGGGUCUACUGAAGGUCAGAGUCCACGGUGCAGGGACCGCUCUUCUCCAGCCUGCAGCCGGCGCCAUCCCAGACACAGCUUGCCGGUGAGGGACCCCAGGAGGUGCCUUUGUCUGGAGACCAAGCUGAGGAUGUCCCGGGAAACAUUUUCCUAAUUGAUUUCUCGCUGACUGGCCUUUAAGAAACUAAGAAUCCCGCUGCCUUGGCUUUAGUACCUUGGGUGCUUCUCCGUGCUGCCCAGGAUCUGUGGCCGCCCGGGAGGUUCUCUGAGACUCGGAAUGAGGUAGGUGUACAGGGUGCCUUCCAGGCAGAUCCCCUGUGAGCUGCGCUGAGGACCCCCAAGACUCGCCCGGCCUGAUUCUUCCACGGAACGCACAGGGCCACAAGGGGCGUGGUCCAGUCUCAGCGCCAGGUGCAGGAUUCUCCUGAGAGCUGUGUUCUCCCUGCCCUCGCUAGCUGUGACGGUUUUUCUGUCAUCCCAGGCGAGGCAGCUGAGUGAUGGCAACUGCGGCACACAGCCUCAACUGUGGGUGCGUGGGCUGGCGCCUUGCAGCCUUACUGUUGUUUAAGUGAAAUCAACAACAUGCAUUUUUUACCAAGAGCCUGAGACUCGUUCUGAAACCUGGUCUCAUGGGAGGCCUUCCCUGGGCUGUCACGAGCACAGUGAUGGAAGAUGAGUACUUCUGAUUAAAAACUCUCAAAUCCAAGUGUA
Molecule: messenger RNA, 3030 nt
Organism: Carlito syrichta (Philippine tarsier)
Lineage: Eukaryota; Metazoa; Chordata; Mammalia; Primates; Tarsiidae
Gene: FBXO31
Product: F-box protein 31
Exons: 8
Coding region: 174-1241 (355 amino acids)
Source: RefSeq, a predicted model, not a curated record